Funneliformis mosseae is the source of this 139-nucleotide messenger RNA. Lineage: Eukaryota; Fungi; Glomeromycota; Glomeromycetes; Glomerales; Glomeraceae. The record is from the annotation of a GenBank genome assembly.
UACAGACCAGGUAUCGAGGGUAGCGGUCGACUGGAGUUUCAGUGUAUUAAACGUAAUUGCAGCUAACAAAGUUAGGAUGAUGCUCAUAGCACCUCUUGGAGUUAUCUUCCAUCAAAAUUUUUGGGCUGCAAUAUAUUGC